AAAUUAUUUUUUCUUUAAUUUGAGCACGUGGACGGAAUGUGAGGACAUCUCUUCUCCUCCGACAAUUACCCCAUUUAUUACUGGCACUAAAUAUAGGUCCCUCAAUCUUUCUAUAUCAAUUCCCAACUUGCAAAAUAUUAUUCACAAUCUGUUACAUUGUAUUGUUGAAGAAUUGACAGUAAAAAUCAAAUGAACCAGUAAAGAGUAAAUAUUCCAUCUGGGGUUCAAGUUUUGAGUUUAAGUAAAAGUUUUUGUUGAAGAAUUGACAGUAAAAAUCAGAGUGGAGCUUCUGACUAUUUGAUAUCUUUUCCCUUGAAAUGGGUCAAGAUUCUUAUCUGGGUGACUAUCAAGAAGUUGAUACUGAAUCAUGUACGUAUGAAUCGAAGCAAGAAGAUGACAUCUACACGAAAGAUGGGACUGUGGAUUACCUUAAGAAUCCGGCUAAUAAGAAAAAAACCGGAACUUGGAAUGCCUGUGGCUUCAUUUUAGGUACUGAAUGUUGUGAAAGAUUGGCAUUUUAUGGAAUGAGCUCCAAUUUAGUACGGUACUUUAAGUAUCAGUUGAAUGAGCAUAGUGCAACGGCUUCAAGAAAUAUUUCAACUUGGGCUGGAACUUGUUAUCUCACACCAUUGAUCGGAGCAUUCAUGGCUGAUACUUAUCUUGGACGAUAUUGGACGAUUGCCACUUUCUCGAUCAUUUAUGCAAUUGGCACGGGAAUGUUAACAAUAUCGGCAUCGGUGCCUGGCCUAAAACCUACAUGUUAUGAGAAAGAUGUUUGCAGUGCCACAAACGCUCAAAUUACCCUGUGCUUUACAUCUCUUUACCUCGUGGCACUAGGAACUGGAGGAAUCAAGCCGUGUGUAUCAUCUUAUGGCGCGGAUCAGUUUGACAGUCAUGAUGAGGUUGAGGAAAAACAAAAGAGUUCUUUCUUUAACUGGUAUUAUUUUGUUGUAAAUGUUGGUGCACUCGUUGCUUUUUCCGUUGUAGUUUGGAUCCAAGACAACUUGGGGUGGGGUUGGGGCUUCUCUGUUCCUACUGUUGCUAUGGUGAUUGCCAUUGUUUCAUUCUUUUCGGGUACUAAAUUGUUUCGGAACCAGAUACCUGGCGGCAGCCCUCUUACCAGUAUAUGCCAGGUGGUAGUUGCUUCUUAUAGAAAGAAAAAGAUUCAACUCCCAUCAGAUAGUUCCCUCUUGUACGAGACUUCAGAUUCUGGUUUUUCUUGUUUAGAAAGCUGCAAGAUUGAACACACGUUAGAUUUUGUUUUUUUGGAUAAGGCAGCUGUGGCUACAACCUCUGAUCAUACAAACGGGUCAAUCGAUCGGUGGAAGCUAUGCUCUGUGAGCCAGGUUGAGGAACUGAAAGCGAUACUACGGUUGCUUCCGAUUUGGGCAACUGGCAUCAUGUAUUCCACGAUUUUCGCACAAGUCAAUAACCUAUUCCUAUUGCAAGGGUCAACUCUGGACACUCGUAUAGGCCUGUCCAGUUUUGAGAUUCCACCAGCUUCGCUUGGCAUGUGCUUCACACUUAGUGUAGUAUUCUGGGUCCCCGUCUACGACCUUGUUAUCGUCAAGGUAGCCAGGAGGGUCACUGGUCAACCUAACGGAUUAACACAACUCCAACGUAUCGGGGCAGGCUUCUUCAUUUCCAUUUUCAGCAUGGUCUGUGCUGGCGUUCUGGAAUUCAUUAGGCUCAAUAUCGUGGCAAGAAAAAAUUACUAUGAGCUUGAGCAGAUACCCAUGUCAAUAUUAUGGCAGGUACCUCAAUACUUACUUAUUGGGUGUGCUGAUGUCUUCACAUUUAUCGGGCAAUUGGAAUUCUUUUAUGGGCAGGCUCCCGAUUCUAUGAGAAGUUUAUGUUCUGCUCUCCAUCUAACAAUAACUGCACUAGGGAACUAUACAAGUGCUUUGCUCGUGACCAUUGUUAUGUUCAUCACCACGCACGAUGGUAACCCAGGUUGGAUAACAGACAAUCUCAACUACGGGCACCUUGACUAUUAUUUCUGGCUUUUGGCGGGUCUUGGUGUUGUGAACUUGGGAGCUUUUAUGGUGUUGGCUCGUCGUCAUAUGUAUAGAAAACCUGUUGCAGGUGUUUGCUAAAGUCAGCAUGGUCUCAAAUACAUGUAUGGGAAAUUUGUAGAUGGAGCGAUUUAUUAAAAAUAAAACAAGUUUUAAAAGAAAAUAAAUAGAACAAUCCUUUGCUUUCAACUGAAAA
Messenger RNA from Erigeron canadensis, 2211 nucleotides. RefSeq names its product protein NRT1/ PTR FAMILY 8.2-like. NCBI's taxonomy places the organism in Eukaryota, Viridiplantae, Streptophyta, Magnoliopsida, Asterales, Asteraceae. The transcript has 5 exons. The record is from RefSeq and is a predicted model, not a curated record. Gene Ontology annotation, molecular function: transmembrane transporter activity. Gene Ontology annotation, cellular component: membrane. Bases 318 to 2096 code for a protein of 592 amino acids. Gene Ontology annotation, biological process: transmembrane transport; oligopeptide transport.